Molecule: messenger RNA, 2895 nt
Organism: Quercus robur (English oak)
Lineage: Eukaryota; Viridiplantae; Streptophyta; Magnoliopsida; Fagales; Fagaceae
Product: G-type lectin S-receptor-like serine/threonine-protein kinase At2g19130
Exons: 1
Coding region: 220-2634 (804 amino acids)
Biological process (GO): recognition of pollen; protein phosphorylation
Molecular function (GO): ATP binding; protein serine/threonine kinase activity
Source: RefSeq, a predicted model, not a curated record
UUCAUCUCUUUGAAUACACGCAGUCAAAAGGAGAAAAACAUGGAAAUUUCAUGUCUUUGAAUAAAUAGAGUCAAAAGGGGCGUGCAUUGAGACUGGUUUUGGAUCUUUAAUUGCAAGUAGUACUUUGGUUGAAUAGAAACAUUUCGCACAGAAAAACAGCGACUCUAAUAAAAUGAGAGAGAGAAUGGAAGACUCUCCCUUGAUAAAUUAGCUAGAAAGAUGAACAAUCGUAGUAUGGCACAAAGAAGCCAAAAGCAGGAAAUCUAUACUACAAGCAAGAAGGCAUGGUCUCAUUUUGCUCUACUUCUCAUCUUGUCACUCAAAGCUCAUCUCUCCACUGCAUCUGAUACCAUGUACCGAGGUCAGCCUCUGGCAUGGAACCAGACCCUUACUUCUAAAAGCGGAAUUUUCGAACUGGGUUUCUUCACACCUGGUAAGUCUCACAAGCAUUAUGUAGGCAUAUGGUAUAAAACUAUAGCAGAGUUAACAGUGGUUUGGGUGGCAAAUAGAGACUGCCCAGUCUAUAACCCGUCCUCUAAAGCACUAGAAAUUUCUGAGGAUGGCAAUUUGUUGAUAACUGAAAAAGGAAUUCCUUUUUGCAAUUGCACAAACUCUGGCAUGCCUAAUUAUACUGUAGCAGUGCUUCUUGACAAUGGGAAUUUUAUCUUAAGGGAUAAAUUAGAUAAUGUAUUGUGGCAGAGUUUUGAGGAGCAAACCAAUACGUGGCUUCCAGAGGCCAAGAUUGGGUACAAUAGACUUACCAAUGAAAGCAAUAUUCUAAGAUCAUGGACAAGUUUAGAAAAUCCAGAUAGUGGGCAGUUCUCUGCUGAAUUUGAACAAGGUAAAUUCUUACUGUACUAUAUGCGCAGUUCUUCUUCACUUAAGCUGCAUAUCAACAAUGUGACUGAGAAGGAAUGGAGCGGUGUAAUAAACGUAUCCUAUGUUUCUGAUAAGUAUGGAAGCUAUUUUACAUAUUCUACAUAUUCUACUCUUUACCCUUCUAUAUUCACUAGAAUUGUUUUGGAUGUUACUGGGGAUCUCAAUCUCUAUGUAUGGAGCAAUUAUGCGCGGCAAUGGAAUUUGGCUUGGACAGAAGCUUCACGACAUUGUGAGAUAGAUGGUUUUUGUGGCAAUUAUGGCAUCUGCACUCAGCAUAGGGUACCUCUCUGUGAUUGCCCAAAAGGAUUUGAACCAAGGUGGUCAGGAUCUUGGAGCUUACUACAAGACUACUCAGGAGGGUGUAUUAGGAGAACUCGAUUAGGAUGCUCUGAUGGAGGAAUCGAUAAGUUUCUCACGAUGCCCAACAUGAGCUUUGUGGCGGCAACAGAGAUUAAUAGAGCAGUUAAAAAUGUUGAGGCAUGCAAAUUAACAUGCUUUAGGGAUUGUGACUGCAUUGCUUAUGCCUAUUAUAAUGAAUGUUUAAUUUACAUGGAACAAUUGAGGAAUUUACGACAACUAUCAUCUGAUAAUGAGAUUGGUGGAGAUUUGCAUGUUCGCAUUUCAGCGUCUGAGCAAAUUGAGUUGGUUGGAAGUAGAACCAAGAUGUCGAAAAAGGUUGCUUGGAUUCUUGGAGUUUUUGCAAUGCUCAUUCUUCUCCUAAGUAUUGUUUUGGCAAUUAUAUUGUGGAAACCUUCCGCUGAUGGUGCACUCGAGGAAUCAGAAUUUUCUUUGAUGUUGUUCAAGUAUCGGGAUUUACGAAAAGCAACAAAGAACUUCUCCCAAAAACUUGGGGAGGGCGGUUUUGGUACUGUUUUCAAAGGGACUUUGCCAAAUUCAACAGCCAUAGCAGUGAAGAAAAUAAGAAGUGUAGAGCAAGGAGAGAAACAAUUUCGUGCAGAAGUGAGAACACUUGGAGCAAUCCAGCAUGUCAAUCUUCUUCGCCUAUGUGGAUUCUGUGUAGAAGCUUCAAAAAGAUUUCUCGUCUAUGAUUAUAUGCCAAAAGGUUCUUUAGAAUCUCAUUUGUUCCAGGAGGUUUCUAAAAUUUUGGAUUGGAAUACAAGAUAUCGAAUUGCAAUUGGGAUAGCUAGAGGGUUGGCAUACCUUCAUGAGAAUUGUAUAGACUGUAUCAUACAUUGUGACAUCAAGCCUGAGAACAUAUUGUUGGAUGCUGAGUAUGACCCGAAAGUGGCUGAUUUUGGGCUUGCAAAGGUAAUAGGUCGGAACUUCAGUCAGGUUUUAACCACCAUGAGGGGAACCAGAGGUUAUUUGGCACCAGAAUGGAUCUCAGGUGAAGCUGUCACUCCAAAAGUUGAUGUUUUCAGUUAUGGGAAGCUGCUUUUCGAGAUAAUAUCUGGUAGGAGAAAUAUAAACAUGCUAGAUGAAGAGAUAUGUAACUACUUUCCAGCUCGUGUUGCAGUGGCAAUAAACAAGGGGGAAGACCUUCUAACAUUGCUAGAUUUCAAGUUAGAGGGCAAUGCUAAUAUGAAAGAGCUAACUAGAGCAUGUAAAGUUGCUUGUUGGUGCAUUCAAGAUGAUCCAAGGGAUAGACCAACCAUGGGAAAUGUAGUUAAAAUUCUUGAAGGAUUGAUGCAAUUGGGCAUACCUCAAAUACCUCUUUAUUUCCGGCGCCUUUCAGAAAAUCCAAUGGAAGCUAGUGUUUGCCAUGAGAUUGAGACUUGUUCAAGUUCAUAUUAACAGCCACAAGUUUUUGUCUGAACUGUCUUCAUUAUCAGUAAGCAUGAUACUUGCCCACCUGUGACCUAGUGAUCUUGUUGUUCCUUUUAUGUAACACGAAUAAAAGAUUCCACUAUUGUUAGUACUUAGUAGCUAAGGAGCCAAGUGCAUAAACAUAAAUGUAGUUUCAAAGUGCUAAAAGAGACUCGGUUAUUUUGAUUUAUCUGUUGUACCUAGUUAUUGUAUUUGUUUAGAGUAAUGCUAGAUAUAUUAUUUACACCA